AUGUCCUCCUUCCUCGAGAAUGCCUACAGCCUCGUCCACCAGGACAAUGCCGCUGAUGUCCCCUCCAUGUCCGAGCUGCGGACACAGCUCGAGAAGGGCACCGACGAGAGCAAGGUCCAGACCAUGAAGUCCAUCCUCACAAUCAUGCUGAACGGCGAUCCAAUGCCUCAACUUCUCAUGCACAUCAUCCGUUUCGUCAUGCCAUCCAAAUCGAAGCCCCUCAAGAAGCUCCUCUACUUCUACUACGAGAUCUGCCCCAAGCUCGACGCUGGCGGCAAGCUCAAGCAGGAGAUGAUUCUGGUCUGCAACGGCAUAAGAAACGACCUCCAGCACCCCAACGAGUAUAUCCGGGGUAACACCCUGCGCUUCCUCUGCAAGCUUCGCGAACCCGAGCUCAUCGAGCCCCUCCUUUCCUCGGCCCGAUCUUGCCUCGAGCACCGUCACGCAUACGUCCGCAAGAACGCCGUCUUCGCCGUAGCUUCUAUCUACCAGCACUCUCCGUCGUUGAUACCAGACGCGUCCGACCUCAUCGCUACUUUCCUCGAGACUGAAAGCGACCCUACGUCUAAGCGAAACGCGUUUGCCGCUCUCGUCAGCAUCGAUCACCAGAAGGCCCUGGCAUACCUGAGCUCCGUCUUCGAGGGCAUCCCCAACGCCGAGGAGCUAUUGCAGCUGGUCGAGCUCGAGUUCAUUCGCAAGGAUGCCGUCCAGAACCCCCAGAACAAGGCGCGCUACCUACGGCUGAUAUUCGACCUUCUUGAGGCCGGUGCGUCCACGGUCGUCUACGAGGCCGCCUCGUCGCUAACCGCCUUGACGAGCAAUCCCGUCGCUGUCAAGGCAGCUGCAGCCAAAUUUAUCGAGCUGAGCAUCAAGGAGGCGGACAACAAUGUCAAGCUGAUCGUGCUCGACCGGGUGGACCAGCUUCGGAAGAAGAACGAGGGGGUGUUGGACGACCUCAUCAUGGAGAUCUUGCGCGUUCUCUCGAGCCCAGACAUUGAUGUGCGCCGGAAAGCCCUGAGCAUCGCCCUGGAAAUGGUCUCGAGCAAGAACGUCGAAGAGGUCGUGCUCCUUCUCAAGAAGGAGCUGUCCAAGACCGUGGAUCAGGAGUACGAGAAGAACACCGAGUACCGCCAGCUCCUCAUCCACUCAAUACACCAGUGUGCCAUCAAGUUUUCUGAAGUGGCGGCUAGCGUUGUCGACUUGUUGAUGGAUUUCAUCGCCGACUUCAACAACACGUCUGCCGUGGACGUCAUCAAUUUUGUCAAGGAGGUCGUCGAGAAGUUCCCCAAGCUACGGCCAGCUAUUGUCCACAGGCUAGUUGACACGCUCAGCGAGGUGCGAGCUGGCAAGGUAUACAGGGGAAUUCUAUGGAUUGUCGGCGAGUACUCCCUCGAGGAGAAGGACAUUCGAGACGCGUGGAAGCGGAUCAGGGCCAGCCUCGGAGAGAUUCCAAUUCUUGCCUCAGAACAACGUCUGCUCGACAACGUCGACGGCGAGGAAGAGAAGGAGAAGGACCAGGUCAACGGUCAUCAUAAGCCAGCUGCGCCGACAGGUUCACGGAGGGUGCUUGCGGACGGUACAUACGCAACCGAGACUGCUCUCACCAGCCAGUCAUCCGCUGCUGCCAAGUUAGAGGCCGUCAAGGCAGCGCAGAAGCCGCCACUCAGGCAGCUUAUUCUCGAUGGCGAUUACUACCUUGCAACGGUCCUUUCAGCAACCCUCACAAAAUUGGUCAUGAGGCAUUCCGAGAUCUCGUCCGAACACGCCCGGACGAAUGCUUUGCGCGCAGAGGCGAUGCUGAUCCUGAUCUCCAUCAUCCGGGUUGGUCAGUCGCAGUUCGUCAAGGCGCCCAUCGACGAGGACUCCGUUGACCGGAUCAUGUCAUGCGUGCGAUCCCUGGCAGAGUUCCGUGAGCACAAGGAGCUGGAAACUGUCUAUCUGGAUGACACAAGGAAGGCCUUCCGUGCUAUGGUGCAGGUUGAGGAGAAGAAGCGGGCCGCCAAGGAGGCUGUCGAGAAGGCAAAGACGGCUGUGCAGGUCGAUGACGUCGUGGCCAUCCGCCAACUAAGCAAGAAGAACAUGGGAGAUGGGUCGGACGACGUUGAGGUCGAUCUUGAGCGUGCCACGGGCGGCGACAGCACCGCGACAGAGGAUCUCAGCUCUAAGCUGAGCAGAGUCGUCCAACUCACUGGCUUCUCGGACCCCGUGUACGCCGAAGCGUACGUAAAGGUCCACCAAUUCGACAUUGUGCUUGAUGUGCUCCUUGUCAACCAGACCACGGAGACCCUGCAAAACUUGUCUGUCGAAUUUGCGACCCUCGGAGACCUCAAGGUCGUAGAGCGGCCAACGACACAAAACCUGGGCCCGCAUGAUUUCCACAACGUGCAAUGUACAAUCAAAGUCUCGUCGACCGACACGGGCGUCAUUUUCGGAAACGUUGUAUACGAUGGCGCUCACAGCACAGAUACGAACGUAGUAAUCCUCAACGAUCUACAUGUAGAUAUCAUGGAUUACAUCCAACCGGCGACCUGCACCGAGACCCAAUUCCGCACGAUGUGGACGGAGUUUGAGUGGGAGAACAAGGUUAAUAUCAACAGCAAGGCCAAGACACUGCGUGAGUUCUUGGAUCAGCUGAUGGCGGCGACCAACAUGAACUGCCUCACGCCCGAGGCAAGUCUCAAGGGCGACUGCCAGUUCCUGAGCGCUAAUCUUUAUGCGAGAAGCGUGUUCGGUGAGGAUGCUCUGGCGAACCUGAGCAUCGAGAAGGAAGGCGAGGAUGGUCCUAUCACAGGUUUCGUCCGGAUACGUAGCCGCAGCCAGGGCCUGGCGCUUAGCUUGGGAAGUCUCAAGGGACUGAACAAGAUCGGGACGUCGGCUUGA
Molecule: messenger RNA, 2880 nt
Organism: Diaporthe amygdali
Lineage: Eukaryota; Fungi; Ascomycota; Sordariomycetes; Diaporthales; Diaporthaceae
Exons: 4
Coding region: 1-2880 (959 amino acids)
Biological process (GO): intracellular protein transport; endoplasmic reticulum to Golgi vesicle-mediated transport; intra-Golgi vesicle-mediated transport
Cellular component (GO): COPI vesicle coat; cytoplasm
Molecular function (GO): structural molecule activity
Source: RefSeq, a predicted model, not a curated record